AUGGGGCCCCUGGGCAAUAGGGAUCAUGGGGCCCCUGUGUCCUUGCCCAAACUCAAAAAAGCCAAUGAAAAAGGUACCAGGGGUAUCUUCUGAAAAUAAAUAGGUCACGUGAAAAUAAAGAAUAUAAAUACCUUUUUUUGUUUCUAAAAAGUUUGGUAAAGUGAUGUAGUGUACCCACCAGGGGCGGACUGACAACUCAUGGGGCCCCCGGGCAAUAGGGGAUCAUGGGGCCCCUGUGUCCUUGCCCACACUCAAAAAAAGCCUACAAAAGGUAGCAGGGGCAUUUCACGGGGCCCCCUACUGACCCCGGGCCCUCGGGCAGUGCCCGAGUUCUCGAAUGGUCAGUCCGCCCCUGGUACCUACUCCACA
This is a messenger RNA of Staurois parvus, 369 nucleotides long. The record is from the annotation of a GenBank genome assembly. NCBI's taxonomy places the organism in Eukaryota, Metazoa, Chordata, Amphibia, Anura, Ranidae.